Symbiodinium sp. CCMP2456 is the source of this 348-nucleotide messenger RNA. The record is from the annotation of a GenBank genome assembly. Lineage: Eukaryota; Dinophyceae; Suessiales; Symbiodiniaceae.
GUGUACAUCUGGGAUGAUGUGGAUUGGGCGGCGCUCAGAGGCAUCCACAACUUGACGUCUUUCGGGCUCAGCCUACCGGUAGCCCAGCUGUGGAAGCUUCCAACCCUGCUGCAUCAAAUCACGGACGAGGAGUAUGCAACGAUGAAGAAGAACAUGGAGCAGUCGAGGACUGCCUACACAAUGCCUGGAACUUUGGGGGCAAUUCGAGCUUUCAUGCUUGGCUUCCCUACGCUCCGGUACUUGCCGUUGCCUCCCGAAAGGGCCGCUUAUGCACAAGUGCGGCUGUUCCAGAUUGGCAGAGAGGGGGUCCGACGCGUCUGGACCAGGGGUUCUCGAUCCGUGGUGUAG